Messenger RNA from Malurus melanocephalus (red-backed fairy wren), 12416 nucleotides. RefSeq names its product chromatin remodeling regulator CECR2. Gene Ontology annotation, cellular component: CERF complex. Gene Ontology annotation, biological process: chromatin remodeling. The transcript has 19 exons. Bases 60 to 4502 code for a protein of 1480 amino acids. Gene Ontology annotation, molecular function: protein binding. Lineage: Eukaryota; Metazoa; Chordata; Aves; Passeriformes; Maluridae. The record is from RefSeq and is a predicted model, not a curated record.
GCAGCCGCCCGCGGAGUGAGGGAGGCAGCGACCGAGCGGGCGGACGGCGGCCGCGGGAGAUGUGCCCGGAGGAGGACGGCGGCUGCGGCGGCGGUGGCGGCGGCGGCGGCAGCGUAGCCGGCACCGGCGGUCCCGAGGUGGCGGCUGCGGUGGCGCUGGACGAGCUCCGCUCCUGGUGGGAAGUCCCGGCCAUCGCGCACUUUUGCUCGCUCUUCCGCACCGCCUUCCGCUUGCCCGACUUCGAGAUCGAGGAACUGGAAGCUGCUCUUCACAGGGACGAUGUGGAGUUUAUCAGCGACCUGAUCGCUUGCCUUCUUCAAGGUUGCUAUCAGCGCAGAGACAUCACUCCCCAGACGUUUCACAGCUACCUGGAGGACAUCAUCAACUACCGCUGGGAGCUGGAGGAAGGGAAACCCAACCCUUUGCGGGAGUCCACUUUCCAGGAGCUGCCCCUGCGUACYCGGGUGGAGAUCCUGCACCGCCUCUGUGACUACCGCCUGGACGCAGAUGACGUCUUCGACCUCCUCAAGGGCUUGGACGCCGACAGCCUCCGCGUGGAGCCGCUGGGCGAGGACAGCAGCGGCGCCCUGUACUGGUACUUCUACGGCACGAGGAUGUACAAGGAGGAACCGGUGCCCGGGAAAACCAACGGAGAGCUGGCUCCAGACAGGGGAUGUGGGGGACAGACAAACACCCCAAAUGUUCCUGGGAAAACAGGCAAAAGACGAGGGCGACCUCCAAAGCGGAAAAAACUACUGGAGGAAAAUUUGCUGAGGGAGAAGGCAGAAGAAAACUUGCUUAUCCAUGAGACUCAGAUAAGAAAUGGCUCCCAAGGGCCUGGCCGUGGGACAUGGUGGCUGCUGUGCCAGACGGAAGAGGAGUGGAGGCAGGUCACAGAGAGCUUCAGAGAGAGGACUUCCCUUAGAGAGAGGCAGCUCUACAAACUCUUGAGUGAAGACUUCCUGCCGGAGAUCUGCAACAUGAUUGCACAGAAGGAGAAGCGUCUGCAGCGGACAGAGUUUUCACCCAGGUGGAUGUCUGACCAUCAGCCCAUCAAACCAAUCAAGCAGGAGGUAAACCCAAAUGUGCUGAAUUCAAUGGAGAAGCAGAGGCGCAGAGAGGAGGAGGAGGAGCGCCAGAUCCUUAUAGCAGUGCAGAAGAGGGAGCAGGARCAGCUGCUGAAGGAAGAGAGGAAGAGGGAGAUGGAGGAGAAGGUCAAAGCAGUGGAAGAACGGGCCAGGAGGAGGAAACUUCGUGAAGAGCGGGCCUGGCUGCUGGCACAGGGGAAGGAGCUCCCCCCUGAGCUUUACCACUUGGAUCCCAGUUCCCCCACCAGGGAAGAACGAAGGACCAAGGAUAUCUUUGAACUGGACGAUGAGUUCACAGCCAUGUACAAAGUUCUAGAUGUGGUGAAGGCUCACAAGGACUCUUGGCCCUUCUUGGAGCCCGUUGAUGAAUCUUAUGCUCCCAACUACUACCAGAUCAUUAAGGCCCCCAUGGAUAUCUCUAGCAUGGAGAAGAAGUUGAAUGGAGGUCAGUACUGCACCAAGGAAGAAUUUGUGGGUGAUAUGAAGACCAUGUUCAGGAACUGUCUUAAGUACAACGGUGAAGGCAGUGAAUAUACAAAGAUGGCUUACAACUUGGAGAGGUGUUUCCACCGAGCAAUGAUGAAGCACUUCCCUGGGGAAGAUGGAGACACGGAUGAGGAGUUUUGGAUCAGAGAGGAUGGGAGACGAGAGAAGAGGAGCCGGCGGACUGGCCGCUCGGGCRCAGGCAGUGUCUGGACUCGGUCACGAGACCCAGAUGGGCCUGGCAAGAGACAACAACGCCUGGAGAAUGGAGGAAAACCUCCACCGUAUCGAGCUGCUUCCAGGGCUCCUGCUUCUUCCUCCUCUUCCUCCUCCUUCUCCUCGUCCUCUGUAGAUGAUCCAAGUGGCAACUCAAUGCAGACUACUCAAGAAGUGGGCCCUUCCAAUGGGCGAGGCUUCCCCCGCUCCCUGCAGUACGGCGGCAUGCCCAGCCCYGUGACACAUCCUGGACAGAUGAGACCAGCAGUGCCAGGAACGUUUGGUCCUCUGCGUGGAUCUGAUCCCACAAAACUGUACGGCUCUCCGCGAGUKCCUGAGCCCCAUCCCGGAGACCCAGUCCAGCAGCACCAGCACUUUGCCAUGCAGCCGGCCCUGGGACUGAGCGAKCACCGCGGGCACCGGCUGGGCACUCCAGAGAAGCAGACAUGCACGGCACCGGCCCACGUGGCCGGGCUGGGCCCCCGGCCGGUCUCCCUGCAGCUGGGGCGCCCCCCGCCCGACGCCGUCUACCCACCGGCCCAGUUCCAGCAGGSCUUCCUCCCGCCACGGCACAACGGGCCCCCCGGGAAGCCGCCCGAGGGCUCRGAGGUGCCCCCGGGGCACAUGUACCGGCCCUACAAGUACCUGAACCGCGCGCAUCCGGCCCUGUGGAAUGGCAGCCACGGCCCCGCUGUGGGGGGCCAGGCCGCCAUGGGGCCAGAGGAGAAAGCGCCCAUGGGGCCGGGGCCCACGCUGCAGCCCCGUGUCCUGGGUCAUAUGAUGGACCCCCGGGCCACGAGGCCACCACUGCCUCCCAGCCAGUGGAGCGAGCAGUCCAAUUUCCUACCUCACGGGGUGCCUCCCUCAGGGUAUAUGCGACCGCCCGGGAAAGCCGCCGGCCAGAGGAUGCCACAGCCGCCGGCCGCUCUGUUUGGGGGACCGCCUCAGGUUCAAAGAGGGUGCCAGGGCGGGGACUCCAUGCUGGACAGCCCGGAGAUGAUCGCCAUGCAGCAGCUGUCCUCCCGCGUGUGCCCGCCGGGUGUGCCUUACCACCCUCGCCAGCCRCCCCCGCCGCACCUCCCCGGGCCCUUCCCCCAGCUGGCUCACGCCGCCUCCACCGGCCAGCCCCCAAAACCAGCUGUGGGAAACGGGAGCUCGCAGGAUCCAACCGGCCAGACCAUGGACAUGGACAGCAACCCAGUGGAGACGCCAGCAGGCAUGGAUGAGAAGGCUCAGUGCAUCAGCAUUCCUGACGGGACCUACGGCAAACUCCUACCUCACCCCAAGCCCCCACUGCCCAUGGAGUGCACGAGGCGCGCCUUGCCCCCGGAUGGGGAGGGGGACGGCCCCGGUGUGAAGGGCGACCUGAAGGCAGGGCAGGGCAAAGGCGCGUGGUCAGCAGAGAGCGGCUACGCCGGUGACCCAGGCUGCGUGAGGGACCUGGUGCCCCCCUCUGAAAGAGGGGGUCCCCUGCCUCAGAAUGGGGCAGCGGGAGAGGGGCCAGCAGCCGGCCCUGAGGGGAAGGGGCUGGCUGCCAACCUGCUGGAGAAACCCCUCUGUGGUGGGGGAAAGGCUCUGUCCGAAGCAGCCGUGCCGUGCAUGGGGCAGGGCACCGGCCUCCCUGGCAUGGAUGCCGCCUCCAUGGGGGCCACCCCCAACCAGUUUCACCCUCUCUACAUGUCCAGUCUGGAGUACCCGAAUUCAGCCGGGCGGUACCAUAUCAACGCAGGCCUGCAGGGGUUCAGCCCCAUGAUGGGGGGGAAGCCACCUCCUCCUGCCUCCCAUCCUCAGCAUUUUCCCCCACGGGGUUUCCAUCCAAGUGGUGCCCACCCCGGCGUCUUCCCACGAUAUCGGCCUCCCCAGGGAAUGCCGUAUCCUUACCAGCCACAGCCUCAACCCUCCUACCACCACUACCAGCGACCGCCCUACUACGGCUGCCCGCAGGGCUACUCGGACUGGCAGAGACCUCUCCACCCGCAGGCCAGCCCCAGCGGGCACCCCAGCGCCCACCCCACCCUGGCCAGGCCCCCUUUCCCAGAGCGGGGCUCCAGCCUGCAGGGCUGCGAGGCACUGAGCGCCGCCCUGGCCUCGCCCAACCGCGUGGACGUAGCAAGUGCCAAAGAGGUUUCUCCAAGCGACGGGCAGGAGCUGGGGCCUGAAGAUGAGAAGUCCGAGGAGUCCCAGGAAAGACCAGAGAGUCCCAAAGAGUUUCUUGAUUUGGACAACCACAAUGCGGCCACUAAGAGGCAGAGCUCGGUGGCUGCGGGAGAGUUCCUCUAUGGAGCCCCCCCACCACACCUGGGUGCAGGGAUGGGAUUCGGCCCGUCGGCUUUCCCUCCCCAUGGGGUGAUGCUACAGACUGGCUCUCCUUAUGGAUCCCGCCAUCCUGCCAGCCACUUCCAGCCCAGGACGUACGGAUCGCCCAUGAAUGCUCACCUGUCUCAUCAUCCAGCCUCUGGCCAGGCCAACGGCCUCUCUCAGGAGGGCCCCCUGUACCGCUGCCAAGAGGAGAACAUGGGUCACUUCCAGGCCUUGCUGAUGGAGCAGAGAGGCAGUGGAGGUGGCAUGGGGGGGCCACCCCAGGACUUGUAUAGACCCUCGGGAAUGCAAAUGCAUCAGGCUCAAGUACCCUUCCCGAAGAUGCCUACAGCAACCAUGUCCCGUGAAGAUUUGACGUCRCAAAAACCGUCAGCGUUGCCUCUGGAUCAAAGCUAGUCCAAGAAAUGAAGGACUUCAUGAAGAUGAAAGCCACACGUGAUAUGGACAACGGAGAGGAGGGGCAGGCCUUGCUCCGACCCUCCCCUCAUCCGAGCAGCAUGGAGCUUCCUGGGUCUGUGGAACGUGGUGCUGUGCUGGCUUUUGUGUUGGAAACGUGGAGCGGUGCUGGGCCCCAGCCAGCCGAGCAGCUGGCUCGCCAUCGCAGGGCACCCCGAACUCGUGGCUUUCUGUGACCGGAGACUGCGUCUCAUUCAGGGUUUGAGGGAUCUUUUGGGUGGGGAGGGUGGGGGGUGGGGGUGGAAACUUUCAUUGACUGCUAAACUCAGGUAUAUUUUUCAGGGUGGAAGAGGACGAUGAUGAAAUUUUACUUGUAGUAUUAACGUGUGUGUUUUGGAGCUGGAUCCAGUUUACAGAAUUUAACCUGUUGCCUUUCUAAAUAAAUUUCUGUUGUUGGUGAAUGUAUUGUACAUAAUGGGGGGGAGGGUGGGCCCAGCUUGUAGUGGGCUUAGCACUGGAGGAAUCGUUAACUGUUUACAAUCAUAUCACACUGAAAUCUUUCAGGAUAGGGUGAGGGUUCGGGGGGACCAGGGAGAGGCGAGGAAAUGUGUGACUUGCUGUGCUCCUUCCUGUCCUCUGCAGCCAUGACAUGACUCGACGGUUGGUAGACAUAAUAGCAGGAAUUGCUCAGGAGCAUAACAUGUCCUCCUCUUUCUCUUGCCUUCUUCUUCCUUCCUCUCACACCCCCACCUCCACCCCUCUGGAUCCAGGGCCUGAGUGUACUUCCAGCUCCUGUCAUCAUGAGGGAACAAGGAAACCGGGACCAGGAAUUGAAACCAGGGCAGGACACCCAUGGCAUUGUUCCUUCUGCUAAUACAGUACACUUCUCCCUGCCUUUCUGAUAGAAGAAAUGUGUGCUCUAGAAAACAGAAAAUKGCAUAACUGGUCAACUUAAAAUUUGUUUUUGUGAAACCGGUGCAGCUGUGGGUGGAACAGCACCURUCCAGUAGAACAAAUUCUGUGUAAAUCUGUACUUCCCUGCUGCCUGAGAAGAGGAGCCAAGUCCCCACCUCUUUCACUGACCCUGGGCUAUGUUCACUUCUUAGCAGCAGUGAAGCAGAAAGUGCCACAAGCUUCCUGAGCAAUCUCACUGAGGAGGAAGAGCAAGAGGCUGCCUUGGGGGACUGGCAGGAUUACUGCAGUAUGAGCCAUUUGUUGGAUUUGGCAUUUGCAAGUUGCARGUGAAUUGGAAAGCACUCGAACAUUCAAAGUCAGUCAUUGAGGUCGAUUGGCUCAGAAGUUGAGGGACAAGAGAGCUUCCUGCUGGAGUCGAAUUGGUUUAACUUUGUUGUCAAGAGCAGGUCCUGCAGGGCCAGUGGCAGCUUCUGUGUGCAGUCUGCAGGGGCUGUCACCAGUGGCAGUACUGCACUGGGAAACCCCUGUGUGCCAGUCAUGAACAGCCACUGGUGUUCAAGUGAGUUCUGUAGGAACUUCACCUACAUUUACUCACAUCCUAAGCUAACRAGCAGUUGAUUAUUCUAGAGGGAGCUGGAGUAAAACAGUGAGUUAAGCUAUGAGACUGGGCAGCAAAACCUUAUGGGAGUGUAGCCCUUGUGGGCAGGGUGCUGGCUGCACUGGGAGAGGGCAGUGGUUAAAAAGAGGAUGUGCCAGUCUGUCAGACAGAGCAUGCUAGCAGGAGAAGGACAGAGCAGCAUGCCCUUUAGUCAGUGCUACCAGCUAGAGGAGGGAUAUUGUCUUCAGGUUUCUGGAGAAUUUUUCUGSCUGCUUUCUUGCCUUGCAUUGUGCCAUCACUCAUAUCUUCAGCUGGAUUGCACCAGGAUGCACGACUACACUGCCUUUGUCUUGCUGUGUAGAUCUACUAUGCACUGGCAAAGCUGUUCAAGCRAAUGGCAGGUAGCAUCUGGCUCAGCCAUUGCUCCUUCUGUCCUAAGCUUUUGGAAUAAUAAAAAAGCCUAAAAGAUGAGAAAUAUUCUUUGCUGAAAUAGUUGGAAAAAGGAAGGACUGCCACGUUAAUGCCCAAUGAGCCUCACUGCUCUGUUGCUACAGCUCUUWUGCCUGUGAUGAGCUGUGUGGGGCCAAGGUAUUUUCCAAGCCUAACAGGAGUUAAAAUUCUUCAUGCAGUUGCACAAGUGCACUCCAGAUGCAGUUCUUACCCACUGCUGCAGUCAGCCUGUCAACUAUAGCUGCUGGCUGCUUAGRCCAGUCAGUUGCCUGGGACAUCUGUCAAUGUAAUGUGAAUUUCUUCUGGUAUCUAUCUACAGAUGCCAUUAGAUUAGGAAGGGGAAGAGUGAGGGUUUUGGUGUGUUUUCUUCAUUUGUAUUCAUCUGUCAGGGAGCACUUGUGUGGMUUGAUCUAAACUGGAAGAGAUGAUCCUAAAGGUUGACCUUUGACAAAGAAAUGGGUAACUGCUUUCCCCAGCCAAGAACAUUAUGUCAUGUCUCUUCCAAGGACAAAUUUARCUCAUCAACUGGCAGUGGUUUUUCAGAGGGGCCUCAGCUGCUCCGAAAGGCAGGUCUAGAUCCUUCACUGGGCAGAGGUACAGUAGCAGUAGUAGAUAUUAAUGAAAAAUUGUGCAAGUACAUCUGCUCUUCAAGACAACAAACCUGGGACAAACACUCUUUAGUUCACUGUACAUAUAAAAAUAAUUUGAAAUAGCAGAUUUAAAAAAUGAGGAACUGGAAAAUAUAAUGUGUAGCAAARCAUGGAAAAUUCCAGAAAUGUGGAUGUAGAUUCUGCAAAGAAGCCCUGCCAGACACUUCARCCUGUCUUCUGUAUCACAGACAGCUGAAUAUUUGAAGUUCCUUUCCUUCAGCUCAUUGGGCACAUUGCAGAACAGGAGGUUUUUAGAAGCUUUAAAAACUCUCCAAGCAAGGUGAAGCACAGUUCAGCUGGAACAGGUGCUGAAAACAUGGUUCUAGUGCUCAUGGUAUCUGGAUGAGUACCAAGCCUGGAUCAAAACUGGACACAGCUAAAGGAGGGCAAGAAUUGCUUGUGGUCUGCCUGGAGAGCGUAGUGGAGUGUUAGACAGUGRUAGAUAACCUCACCUGACUUGAUGCAAAUCUGGGAGGGGUUUGACUUGCACAAAACCAAGUAGUGAAGCUGACUCCUCUUGGGAGGGUUUCUAGGUAAAUGGCUUUUGAUGUAGUCAAUAAUGUUUAUUAAAGUGGCUARCAAGCUGCUGUUGUGAGGACAGAUGGUUUCUAUUAGAAAAGUACUAAUAUGGAAUACAGGAAACUACGGCUGGGCUUUCCUGAGGACAGGACAUGCUGAGGUGGAGAGAUACUUGUGAAAUCUUAGAUUGGAGUUUCCAGACUUUCAAAUGCUUAGAUCAUAAGAAAGGGUUGUGGUUUUUUUCCCCCUCUUAUAAUAUCUAGGGAUGCCCUCAAAAUCAGAGUUCAAUCUCGCUAGGKACAGUCUAAGCAAAUCACAGAAAACUGCCUCUCCUCAGAGGUUACAGCCCUGGGACAAGAUUGCUGGGGUGGAAUACCCAUGGAAAUUUAAGCAGAUAAUGUGGAUUUUAUUAUUUCCAAACCAUGCUGCUUUGUAGAUACUGUGAAAGAGAGGUUUGAGGGAUUUAGAAGAGCAGCAUCGCAUCUCUUUAUGUACAGAAUGGUGUUUCGUGCCAUUUGUUGGCUUGCAGCCAGAUGUGUAACUGCAUUUUGAAAUAACAUGGCUUCUGAGUGCCAUACUUGUGCCACURUCUUAAAUUAAUGAGGAGGUGUUAGGUCAUAGGUUGGACUUGAUGAUCUUGAAGGUCUCUUCCAGCCUGGUUCAAUCUGUGAUUUUAACCCAGCACAGAGAAACUCUAGUGCAUCCCCCAGCAUUGUUGUAGUACAUUACCAGUUGGUGCUUUCUCAGAAAGCAUCCUGAGCUAGUGGCUUUGCAAAAUUUCCUGUAGCUAUUUUCCUGUAUGGAGGACGUGUUUUGCAAUAAUUAUGGAUUUCAUGUUAAACAAGAUUAUAUAAURCAUAGAACAAUUAUGAUGUUGAUCAUGCUCAAGCAUGACAAAAAUUUUCAAUAAUCUCGGAAGAGCUUUGUAUACUGCUCUACCUUUUUAGUCUCUUGCUCUCCCCCACCACUUCCUCUUUCUAAAGUGGGGUGUGGUGUUCCCAAGCUCCUGAGAUGUUAAGUUGCCUUUGCAAAGGCCACUGUAUAAACUCCCCCGAGACUCUGAAUUUUUGGACAUCUUAGGUAGUACAAGCCCUGGAAAUUCAACUAAGUAAUUUGGAAAGGGCAGUCACUGAGGCUUCACAGUGACUUUUCGCUGUGUUUAGCUGCAGUUUGCAGUCUAUAAAUUCCWUGGUGUGACCCACCAAACCACUCAGUGGCAAUCCAAGGCACCAGCCUGCAACGAGGAGGACAAAAGAGGAAAGUAAAUUUGAAGCUUCAAGGCCCAACUGGUUUGAUUUGUGACUUUCAAGUACAUGGAGACACUUUUCUUGGAAGCUUCUGAUUGUUUCUUGUCUGCCAAAUGCCUUUUCCAUGCAGACUUUCCGAAACAAAUCGCCUGUGUAUAUUUUUGUAAGUGUGGUUUCUCAGGGUCUUGGAGAGCUAUCAGCUUUAUGAUGUCUUAUCUGAAAGCAAGUCACAGAGGCUGUCUUUCAUUCUGCUGACUGAGGCAGCUCCCCUGCAGGUUCUCACCCCAACACUUCUCCAUUUAAAAUGGAAGUAUAAUUAGAAAACAACCUUUCUUUAUUUUCCCCACUGAUCCCUGUCAGGCUUUCGUUCAUCUCUCUGUUCAAGAGAGAUGUUUCUUUGUUCUUGAUGGCUUCAUUCUGCUCCUUUUCUGAGAAGACUGUGUUGCUGUAUGCACUGUGGAAUUUCAGAAAAGGUGCUGAAGUGAAUGACAGGGAAGUGUCAUUCCAGAGGGUGGCUUGGAGAAGACCAACAGUGGAAUCUGUGAUGGUUUAGUUGGUCCCGGUUCCUCUUGCUGCAGAGCAACCAUGCAACUGGAUCUGCACUUAAUCAGAGCAACCCUUUGAAAGGUUUUURUUGUGCUACAUCAGUGGAGGAGUAGAGGAGUUUGCUCUUGCAGAAUCCCUGUUCACUCCAAGUGUGGUGCUGGUGGUUGCAGAGAAGGUGUGUGAAUGUCAUGUCCUUUCUGCAGGGCUGGGAUUGGGAUAGCAGGCUGUGCAAGGAGGGCUGCAGCUGCAGCCCAUGUGAAGAGCUUUAAGAGCCUGUGCUCACUGAAACAGAAAGCAUCUCCAGCACUGACCUGGCAGCCUCUCCCCAUCUGUACCUGUUUAACAUACAGAUGGGGGUGARCACACAGGGUUGGGCAGGAUCCCUGCCGCCCAUGCGGAAGGAAAAUGCUUUUAACCGGCACAUAAUGAGCUGYGUGUCCUGGGUUUCACUCUGCCCACCUCCUGCUCUGAAAAAGAGCUGGGGAGGGACCCAUUUCCAGCUGUCUCCCAAUAGCUGCUCCUGGGGACAACCAGGGCAAGGCUCAGUCCACCCCCWGGCAGAGAGAUUCAGGACAGGGUUUUAUGUGUUUGAAAGUAGUAACAUCCAAGUGUACCUUUGCAGAGAGCUGUGUUGUGCCCUUCUCAUUUAGUUACUGUCUUGCUUUGGCUCACAUGCAGGAUUUGAGAGACCGUGGAGCAUUUUAUAGAUCCAACACGGCUGCUCUUGCAUUGAUUGAGGGCUUUUUUCCUUUGUUUGCAGCAGUGGCUUAGAUUUCUUUUGGCAAAGGUCUUCCUCUUUUUGAAAKGUGGAUAUCAAAGUGAACAGUGCAUCCAGGAGAGAGCAAGAGCUACAUCUACCAGGGAAAGAGGGGACAAAGGUUUAAUUAGGACUGUGGCUUAAUUGGGAUUUUCACCAACUCAAGCCUAARGUCCCUCUGUCCUUUGCCCCUUCUAUUUGGAAACACUUGGCUCACUUAGCAGAAAGGCAGUAAGUGGAAUAGCUUCUAAAUAAAAGCAGAACUGACUCUGUGUGAGCACAAGUCUCUUGUUGUGAAUGAAGUUAGACCAGAGAGAGCCAUUGGGGGGACUCCUUUGAGCAGCAAAUGAGUGAGAGGCCCGCAGGCACCUGGAGCACUCAAACACGAGCACAGCAGAGGAGCAAUCUCCCUUUUUGAAACCAGCCAGGCAGCUACAGGAGCUCAGGCCUCAGCUUAGUCUGGAAAGUCCUCUGAUCCGCUUUGUAUCAUAUGCCAACACCUCCCCUCUCCUUGCUUCCCAGCUUUCAAGUCUCUUUCCUUGUUCUGACUUCGCUGCAGUUGGUGGCUGUGAGUGCAGAGCUGAAAGCUCACUGCCCACAUGAGCACAAGGGCAGAGGGUUGACCUUGCCAGCUGCCUCCUCUGCACACACACAGAAGCAGGUGAGGAGAAUGCAUAUAUUCUCAUGAAACUGAGGCAUCCUCAGUGGCUCACGAGUGUUCUCUCGUGUGGCCCUGGGGUUUGCCACCCUGGCACAGCAGUGUGUGUCCAUCUACCAGUACAAGGAUUUGCUCCUGGUCCUAGUGCAGGGCUCCCACACGUGAUCCCAGCAYGUCUACCUCCAGGGGGGUUUAGGUUAGAAAUUCCUGUGCAUAUACUGUGUACAACUGUGGAAACUCUUGUCUCUCCUCCUUGAUGGAUCAAUGAAUGCUGCUGCCUGAUCUUUUUCUGAGCAAUAAUAACGUGCAGCAAUGCAACUUUUAACCUUUCCGCACUGUUUUAGGGAGUAGAUGGCUAUGGAACACACUGCAGGGGAUUCCAGUUUCAGCGGGAAAGCGAAGUGCUCUCUGUGGUCCUGCAUUUUUUUAUCAUGCCACGUUCCUGCUUUCCCAGAGACUGGUGGGUUGAUUUGGGUAGCUAUGAGAGAGCUGGUAGCUGCUUCUGUGUUUGGGAAGGCAGAGAGGGAAGGGAACAGUUGGGUAAAGGUGAGCCYCAUCCACAGAGCAGAGCACACUGGRACAGGGGUGGYUGUUGCUGCCACAGAAUGAGGGGUGGAUGAGGGGGAGGAGAGUGACCCACUGCUGCUUCACUUGGCUUUGCUGGGGAGGUAGUGGGGGAGCYUAUGCCACUACAUCCAUUCAUUUUUCUGAAGUUGGGUAACAUUGGGGUUGUUUUCUGUAUUAUUGUAAGUUUGUAAAGAAUGUAAUCUGUCAGGGGCACAAGGAGAAAACGGGGGUCUUUCUCUUUUUGGGUGAGGCUGUUCUUAUGUUGCUGUGCUUUCUGUUGUUGGGUGGGGAGGGGUCUAAUGGCCAUGGGGGCAAAAGCCUGGCCCUUGUCAACAGCUUGCAGCUGCCCCAGGGUGACAGGAGGGUGAGCUGAGGCUGCAGCAGAGACCUCCCACACCAAGCUGUGAAAAUGCCUCUGCCUGUGUCCCUCAGCAGGGAAAAUGGGACCUCUGUGGGACUCUGCACUGGCAUAUUUUCCUGGGUGCUGGGAUGUAAUACUUGAGGAUGGGCUUUCUUGACUCCAUAGCAAACUGGGCUGAAGAGCUGCYCAUGCUGUUUAUGAAAGGUUGGAGUGGAUGGGCUCAAUUUAUCAGCUCAAGAAGGAGUUGAUGCUGGAGUUGCUCAUCCCAGCACUUCUGUCCCCAGCAGGGGCUCAGGGUGAGCCUCUCACCUCUCCAUCACCUGCAGCCCAGGAACCCCCACCUCCCUCCCCAUCCUGUAGAGCACAGUGUCAGGGAUCCUCUUCUCUCUCCUGCUGCUGCAAAGUUGUGUGAACUUUCCUGGUCAAUACUGGAAAGGGGAAUGCUAUUUAUUUUUAUAUUGUGUAUAUUUUGUCUUGGUCUGCUGAUUACCUUUGUUCCCCAAGAGCGACAGUUACCUCAAUAGUUAGUUUAAUACUGUGUGUUGGGUAAUUUUUUUUAAGAACUUUUUUAAAAUCUUGAUCCUUGGAGGUCUGUAGAUUUUAUUUCCAUAUGAAUUGGUUAUUUUGUAUAAAGUACRUUCUUAAA